UCUGAGGCGAAAAUUCGAGUUUUGCGCGAGAUCUUGAGUAAAAAAACAUUAUGCCCAAGUGCGAUGUUAAAACUAGAUACAUACCAGCGACUUUUGCUUGGACUUUACUGUUGGUAGCCACAACGUUGUUCUUCUACUACCCAGCCCGAUACUACUUAGAGGAUUAUCCAUGGGUGCCCGCGUACCAAGGAGUGAUCACGUUCUUCGUCCUCGCCAAUUUCACCCUCGCUACGUUCAUGGACCCGGGGGUCAUACCAAAAGCCCCUCCUGAUGAAGACCGCGAGGACGAUUUCAGGGCCCCCUUGUACAAGAACGUGGAGAUCAACGGGAUUACGGUGCGGAUGAAAUGGUGCGUCACGUGCAAGUUCUACAGACCACCGAGAUGUUCACAUUGUAGUGUUUGUAACCACUGUAUAGAAACUUUUGACCACCACUGUCCAUGGGUCAAUAAUUGCAUUGGGAGAAGAAAUUACCGAUUUUUCUUUUUCUUUCUCAUCUCACUUAGCUUACACAUGAUCAGUAUAUUUACUUUAAGCCUAAUUUACAUCCUCAAAUAUGGUGAUACUUUCUCCAACGCUGAACCAAUUAUUGCUUUUGUCUUAAUGGGUUUGGUGGCUUUGUUAGCUAUACCAAUUUUUGGCUUAACAGGGUUUCAUAUGGUUUUGGUCUCGAGAGGAAGGACCACCAAUGAACAAGUCACGGGGAAAUUUAAGGGCGGUUACAACCCCUUCUCGAGGGGCUGCUGGGACAACUGCUGCUACACGCAGUUUGGGCCCCAAUUCCCAAGUCUCAUAAAGCCCCACAAGUACAACGUGAAGCGCAAGCACUGCCCCCAUGGCCCCAUCGCGACCAUAACAAACGACAGUCAGGUCAAGACCUACAUGGAUAACAGCAACGGCAUCCGCAACAUCAACUCCAACGCCUACAACAAGUUGUCCCCUGGUCGAGACGGCUGUGAACUGGACAUGGAGCCGUCGGCGUCACAAUCGCAAGAUUGCGAGCCGACGCCCCCUCUUCAGCGACACGGCUCCAAAAGCAACUUUUUUCUGCCGCCGAUGGAGGGCGAAUCGCCGAGACACCCCCGUGGCGUUCACUACCCGCGAAGCAGCCCCCAUCCUCGGCCGCGGGGCUUAGACCCGAAUCGGAGCGGAACGCCGGAGAGUUUGGGGCCCCAAAGGCCGUCGCCGACGAUGCAGCAGAGGAUCAAGGCGUUGGGAGUGCCCACGCCUUUAGCAAUGUCUAGUCCUGUGAGGAGAUCCAACCCGAGCACCCCGACCCAGCCACGGCGGCCGGAUUUCAUCGGCGUCUCUGCCAACCACCAGCCGGGCAACUACUAUGACUUCCAAGCACAUCCCAACUCCAACCAGCGCCCUGCCAUGUCUCAGGGGGGCUACGGCAGCCCUCAGCGCCGUUUCAUGUCCGAGGGCGAGCUCGUCCGCCAGGAGGCGCAACUGUCCUACCCCCGCUCCAACAACACGGUGGAUAACAUCCGCGAGUUGGCCAACUCACCGCAGCGCGGCGUCUACAUGUGGAAGGACACCUCGCCGGGGUAUCCGCCCCCGCAGCACCCGGACUUCUACCGCUCCAACCCCACCAGCCCCACGCAGCAAGCGUACGCCCCCAGGCCCUACCAUCCGGCCGUGCGGGGCGGCGUCGCCGUCUACCCACCACAGAGUCCGCAGGAGUUUGGUGGGUUGCAGGUGCACCGGAAGGGGGGCGUGGGGACCCCGACAGUGCCGGACAACCGGCGGAGGCCCAUGUCGUUCGUGCGGGCCUUGGAGAUGUCCGAUUCGGUCGAGUUGACAGCCCCCAAUUCGCAGUGUUCGCACUUGCCCCAGCGGCCCUCCACCCCCGACAGGACCAGUGUCUAUGAUAUGAACUAUGAGAUAUCGGUAUAGGGCAGGUGUUGGCACUCACGCGCCGCCGAAUGAGUGCAUUUAGUUUCUCUGCAUCAGAGACCCUCACUAUUAAGUAAACAUUCCGUUUACUACUCAUCCCUGUGUCAUGGACCUAAGACCAACCGUAGUGUGUGUAAUAUAAUCUAUAUGUUAUUUGUUGUUUACAAUGUUUAAAAAGAAUUGUUUAAUUUUGUGUAUCAAGAAACCGUGGCUUGUGUUGUUGUUUUACCGUUGAUUUGACACGUUUUUAUUGUUUUAACCUGACUGUAACUCCACUAACCGAAAGCAGCGGCUCAGGCAUCUUUUCUACAUGAGUUGUUGAGUGUAUUAAUGGUGUAAAUAUAUUUAAGUUUUAGUA
Molecule: messenger RNA, 2256 nt
Organism: Tribolium castaneum (red flour beetle)
Lineage: Eukaryota; Metazoa; Arthropoda; Insecta; Coleoptera; Tenebrionidae
Gene: Zdhhc8
Product: Zinc finger DHHC-type containing 8
Exons: 9
Coding region: 51-1898 (615 amino acids)
Biological process (GO): protein palmitoylation
Molecular function (GO): palmitoyltransferase activity
Source: RefSeq, a predicted model, not a curated record